CUCAUGAGCCCUCAUAGCGGAACGCAGCGACUGUAGGCAGUGAGUCAGAGGGGAGUUGCCCGAGCCUCAAAUACGCAAACGUUCAGCCCCAGCGACACUACUUCUGCAGCUAAAUCUCUCCCUCUCCCUCGAAGUGUUAGUUUGUCGCGGAUCCUGCUCUCACACACUCGAAUCAACAAACGCGAGGAAGGAUGGUGUACCACCCCGAGUUUGAGCGCGCCGGUCAGCAGCAAGGCCUGCAGGUGUGGCGGGUGGAGCAGUUUGACCUGGUAGCCGUCCCCGAGAAUCUGUACGGAGGCUUCUACACCGGCGACGCCUACCUUGUCCUCAACACCAUCAAGCAGCGCUCCGGACACCUGCAGUACGACCUACACUUCUGGCUGGGUGACCACUGCACGCAGGAUGAGAGAGGGGCGGCGGCCAUCUUUACCGUCCAGAUGGAUGACCACCUUGGAGGGAAACCCAUCCAGUACCGCGAGGUGCAGGGCUACGAGUCCAAGACCUUCCUGGGCUAUUUCAAGAAGGGACUCAAGUAUAUGAAAGGAGGAGUGGCAUCUGGAUUCAAACACGUGGUCACCAAUGAGGUCGUCAUGCAGCGUGUGCUCCAGGUCAAAGGUCGCCGUGUUGUCAGAGCGACGGAGGUGCCAGUCAGCUGGGACAGCUUCAACACCGGAGACUGUUUCAUUCUGGACCUGGGCAGUGAGAUUUAUCAAUGGUGUGGUUCCCAAAGCAACCGCUUUGAGAAGCUGAAGGCCACUCAGGUCGCCAAGGGUAUCCGUGACAACGAACGCAGCGGGCGUGCACGAGUGUAUGUGUGUGAUGAGGGGGUGGAAAGGGAGAAGAUAACCGAGGUUCUGGGGCCUAAGCCAGACUUGCCCGAGGGAGUCUCUGAUGACAUCAAAGCAGACGCUUCCAACAGGAAGCGGGCCAAGCUUUACAAGGUGUCUGAUGCCAGUGGGGACAUGGCUAUUGCUCUGGUGGCAGCUGAGAACCCGUUCUCCCAGAGCGCUCUGGAGUCCAGCGACUGCUUCAUCCUGGACCAUGGCUCUGAUGGCAAGAUCUUUGUCUGGAAAGGAAAGGACGCCAACAUCGACGAGCGCAAGGCGGCCAUGAAGACGGCGGACGAGUUCAUCAAGAAGAUGGGCUACCCCAAGCACACGCAGGUGCAGGUGCUGCCCGAGCAUGGCGAGACGCCGCUCUUCAAGCAGUUCUUCAAGAACUGGCGCGACAGGGAGCAGACCGAGGGCCUGGGCGUGGCCUACAUCGCCAACUCCAUCGCCAAGAUCGAAAAGGUGUCCUUCGACGCCGCCACGCUCCACGACUCGCCCGCCAUGGCCGCCCAGCACGGCAUGAUCGACGACGGCAGUGGAGAGAAGCAGAUCUGGCGCAUUGAGGGCUCUGACAAGGCUCCAGUUGACCCGUCCACCUAUGGGCAGUUCUAUGGAGGAGACAGCUACAUCAUCCUCUACAACUAUCGUCAUGCAGGACGUCAAGGACACAUCAUCUACAUAUGGCAGGGAAUGGACUCCUCCCAAGAUGAGAUCGGUGCGUCUGCCAUCUUGGCUGCCCAGCUUGAUGAGGAACUUGGAGGAGGACCUGUACAGGUUGCUGGUGCCCGUCUUACCACACAGGUGCGUGUGGUCCAGGGCAAAGAGCCUGCCCACAUGAUGAGUCUGUUCGCAGGGCAGCCCAUGGUGGUGCACAAGGGGGGCACCUCCAGGGGUGAAGGCCAGACGGCCCCCUCAGACACGCGCCUCUUCCAGGUGCGCUCCAACUCGACCGGACACACACGUGCUGUGGAGGUUGACGCUGCUUCCUCCAAUCUGAACUCUAAUGACGCGUUCAUCCUCGCCACCCCUGCGGGAGCGUUCAUGUGGGUGGGCCAGGGCGCCUGUGACUCAGAGAAGCAGGGCGCCCAGCAGCUGUGCGACCUCCUGGGGGUGUCUGCCUCCGAGCUUCCUGAGGGCGGAGAGAGCGAUGACUUCUGGGAGGCUUUGGGAGGUAAGGCGGAAUAUCGCACCUCCACCCGUCUGAAGGACAGGAUGGACGCCCAUCCGCCCAGACUGUUUGCCUGCUCCAACAAGACGGGGAACUUCAUUAUUGAGGAGGUACCUGGAGAGAUGACACAGGAGGAUCUGGCCACCGAUGACGUCAUGAUCAUGGACACCUGGGACCAGGUGUUUGUAUGGAUCGGGAACGAGGCCCAGGAGGAGGAGAAGACUGAGGCCAUGGCUUCUGCUGCCCGCUACAUUGAGACAGACCCUGCCAACCGUGACCGCCGGACGCCCAUUGUGAAGCUCAAGCAGGGCUUCGAGCCGCCCACGUUCAGCGGCUGGUUCCUGGGCUGGGACUACGACUACUGGACCAGUGACCCCCUGGAGCGUGCCAUGGCUGAACUGGAACUGUGAACUUUGACCCCUUACCUUUAACCUUUUCGCUCCACUGCCUUAUUGCCCUGAGUUGCAGCCACAGGCACUCCUGAAGGAAAAGUAAAUAGCUACUUUCUCUGCACGUAGCAAUCCCACCAUAGCCAUUUUUAAGCAAUUUUUUUUAUUUAUGAUAAUUUGUGGCAUACUAGGUACAUAGAGAAUACGUUAGACUUGAUCGUACCCAGUUUUUACACACACAUCAGCAAACACGUAACUGAUAUUAGGGACACAUGACUAUUUGACAUCUCCUGCAUGUUAUUUUUUGUAGAAGUGUUUUUUUAUAUGCCAGCACUGGAAUUGACCAACAUUAAGGGCUUUUACUUAGAAAUACCCUUUAGGGUGGCUGUUAUAGAUGCUGUUGCACAUGCUUAUAGCCAUAAGUAGGAUCACAUUCAACAUGAAGGACCUUAUCGAGAUGUUUUGCCUUAAACCUUGCAAUCUUUUUGGUCAAAUGUGAACAGUCUAUUCUCCAAAACUAUGAUUUGUAUGACUGGGUGAUGAAAUUCCUGCCCAUUUCUGAUCUGUAAAGCCUCUUCUAAAAGAGUGGAUGCAACUGCAAUACUGCCAAAAACAUGUUCAGGUCUCAUAGCUCUCUACUGCAAAUUAUCUAAAUCCAUUCCUCAUUAAAACCAAUUCAGUAAAAUAGCUAAAUGAAUUCUUGGAAGAGAACUGAUAUUCACGCAAUAAUUACGAACGACCACUAGAGGUCUCAGGUUCUCCAUUUCUAACAAAAGCCAUUCGGCUCAUGUUGGCGCCUUGGUGGUCAGCCCACUGGGCUCUAACUUAUUCCUGGAUAUCCACUAGUCAUUUAGAAAACCAGGACACAUCAUUCCACUCUAAUGACACUUAUACUUACAGUUAUGGAGAUUCACUGCCAGGAAAGAAAAAACAAAUGGAGUGCUCUUGCACGAUGGUAGUGUAAUUAGACGAAGAAGCCCUAUAGCCUUAAUCAUAUUAGUUAUGCACUUUAUGUGCCAGGGUUGAUGGAUGAGGCCUGGGGGGGCGGGCGGGGGUUGAUAUCUUGGUCUGGAAUGCUGGAGUGUUAGUGUAGGUGAUGCAUCAGUGGCACUUUCAAUUAGUGUUACUAUUCUGGGAUGUGAUUAGUUGGAGGACCAAGGGAGUGAAGUGCAGGAGGCAUGUUCCAUUUGAGUUCUUCGGAGGUGUGUCCUGUUCCCCACUAUAUGGGGUGCAGGAGGCAUGUUCCAUUUGAGUUCUUCGGAGGUGUGUUCUGUUCCCCACUAUAUGGGCUCAGUGAGAGCAUGCAAUGUUAAGCUCUAUUGGACUGUGUUGAACUGUGAGUAGAGCCAGAUUUCCUUAGCUGGCAGUUCGGUGGCUGGAGAGGUCUAGGCACAGCGACACCACAGGGCAGACUUCAGCUGGACACAUCUAUAAACUCUAGCUUGGUCUCCUCCAUUUCGACACAUCCAUCAACUCUGGCUUGGUCUCCUCCAGCUGGCUUUGUACUGGCCAAGCUUGUCGGUAGCUAAAGCUAAUGCUAAUGCUUCAGCCGGACCUCUGAGGGUUUGCUGCUUUGUUGCUUCAAGUUUACAAUCCUGAUAUUGCUCUCUCUCAACUGCAGAAGUCAUUCAUUCCCUUGCCACCAUUACUUCUUUUGUUACAAUAAAGAAAAAUAAAACACA
This is a messenger RNA of Clupea harengus (Atlantic herring), 4069 nucleotides long. It is a transcript of the gene gsna, whose product is annotated as gelsolin a. Gene Ontology annotation, cellular component: actin cytoskeleton; cytoplasm. Gene Ontology annotation, molecular function: actin filament binding; phosphatidylinositol-4,5-bisphosphate binding. Gene Ontology annotation, biological process: central nervous system development; actin filament severing; cell projection assembly. The record is from RefSeq and is a predicted model, not a curated record. Lineage: Eukaryota; Metazoa; Chordata; Actinopteri; Clupeiformes; Clupeidae.